Messenger RNA from Truncatella angustata, 3093 nucleotides. Its product is annotated as tRNA exportin. Gene Ontology annotation, biological process: tRNA re-export from nucleus. The transcript has 2 exons. The record is from RefSeq and is a predicted model, not a curated record. Bases 1 to 3093 code for a protein of 1030 amino acids. Gene Ontology annotation, molecular function: small GTPase binding; tRNA binding. Gene Ontology annotation, cellular component: cytoplasm; nuclear pore; nuclear matrix. NCBI's taxonomy places the organism in Eukaryota, Fungi, Ascomycota, Sordariomycetes, Amphisphaeriales, Sporocadaceae.
AUGGACACCCAGAUCGAGAAGGCAGUGGAAAUAGUAUGGAACCCAACUGGUGAUCAGGCCAUCAAGGCUCAGGCCUUCGACUAUCUUCAACAGCUGCGCUCCGACCCUCAAGCCUGGCAAGCCUGUGUCAGCCUCUUCACCAGGACCCCUCGCGUUUCCGAGAUCGUGCGUCAUGUCUGCCUCGAGUUGAUCAGCAACAGUGUUCACACCCAUGCUCUCGACGGUCAAAGCCUCGUCGUCCUAAAAGAUACACUGCUUGCCUACAUCAAGGAAACAUACGGCACGAACCAGCCCGAGAAGGUCGACUCUACCAACCUGCAAAACAAGAUUACCCAGACCGUCACAUAUCUGUUUGUUACCCUCUACCAGCAGGGCUGGGAGUCUUUCUUCGACGACUUCCUGGCACUCACUGCUCUGCCCGGUAGCGCCACUCACGACAACAUCAUUGGCACCGUUCUCUACUUGCGCAUCCUGAACAAUGUACAUGACGAGAUCGCCGAUCAGGUCGUCAUGCGUCAGGGCAAUGAGGUCAAAAUUCACACCGAGCUCAAGGACUUGGUGAGAGCUCGUGAUGUCGGUAAAAUCGCUCAGUCAUGGCAGGAGCUCCUCGCCGAGCAUGCUGACCAUGAUCAAAUCAUUGUCGAGACAACACUCAAGGUCAUUGGGAAAUGGGUGAGCUGGGUUGACAUUUCUCUGAUUCUCAAUGAUUCCAUGAUGAGCCGCAUAUUUCCCUUGAUUGGUCGCAGCAACCCCAACAGUGGUGAGGACAAGAUUCGCGACGCCGCCGUCGACGCCUUUACUGAAAUAGUAGGCAAGAAGAUGCGGCCUGCCGACAAAGCCAGCAUGAUAUCCUUCCUCAAUCUGCGUGAAAUCAUUUCUCAGCUCAUUUCGAGCCCCCCCUUGAAUGACUUCAAGGGCACCCCACACUAUGAUACGGACUUGGGCGAGGCAGUGGCAAAGCUAGUCAAUACUGUCUUGGCCGACCUUGUACGCGUCCUUGAGGACCGCACAACUGACGAUGACACACGCGCCAAAGCAAGCCAACAGCUACAAGAAUUUCUCCCUCUUCUUCUCCGCUUUUUUAGUGACGAGUAUGAUGAGAUAUGCUCCACUGUUAUCCCUUCGCUCACCGAUGUUCUUACCUAUCUGCGGAAGGUCCCCGACCUCCCUGGCCCUUUCCGCGAAAUGUUGCCUCCUAUUUUGAACGCUAUUAUAAUGAAGAUGAGAUAUGACGAAACUUCUUCAUGGGGUCAUGAGGACGAGCAGACAGACGAGGCUGAGUUCCAGGAAUUAAGGAAACGUUUGCAGCUUCUGCAAAAGAGUGUGGCAGCCGUGGACCAGAACCUUUAUGUGGACGUCCUGAGUAACCUGGUGGCAAACACAUUCCAACGCCUUGACGAGCAAGGCUCCCAGUUAGAUUGGCGGGAUCUGGAUCUGGCCUUGCACGAAAUGUUUCUCUUUGGAGAAUCGGCCAUGCCCUCUCAGGUCCUGGGUGCUAAUAAAAGCCAACCGUUGGCCCCUGCUGCCGAGCGGCUCAUGGCCUUGAUGAACAAGAUGAUACAGUCAGGUGUUGCCAACUUUCCCCAUCCAGCAAUCAUACUCCAAUAUAUGGAGAUCAUUGUUCGAUACUGGAAUUUCUUCGAGAUGGAGGCCAACUCGUCACUCAUAGGACAGGUGCUCGAGAAUUUUGUCCGCUUCGUCCACCACGAGCACGUACGCAUCCGCAGCCGUUCGUGGUAUCUCUUCCACCGGUUUGUGAAACAUCUUCGAGCAUAUGUUGGCAACGUUGCGGAGACCAUCAUUCAAUCAAUUGCUGAUCUUCUGCCCAUCAAGGCUGAGGUACCAGGCGAAGAUGCGGAUGAUGAUAUGUCUUCGGACGAAAUAGACAACUCUGCUGAUGCUGUAUUCACAAGCCAACUGUACUUAUUCGAAGCAAUUGGUUGCAUAUCCUCAACUGCCAGCACGCCUGCCGACAAACAAGCUUUCUACGCUCGAUCUAUCAUAGAUCCCCUCUUCAGGGAUAUGGAACAGCAUCUCCCAAGGGCCAAAUCCGGGGACAUCCAAGCCAUUCUUCAAAUACACCAUAUAAUCAUGGCAUUGGGCACGUUGGCUCAUGGAUUCUCCGACUGGACUCCUGGCUCGACCUCGUCCAACCAACGAGCCCCACCUGAUAAACUGUUGUCUGAAGAAUUUGCCCGAGCUGCUGAGGCCAUCUUGAUUGCCCUAAGCCAGCUGAAUGGCUCCGCAGAGAUUCGCACUGCGUGCAGGUCCGCAUUUUCCCGCCUCUUGGGUGUUCUGGGAGCGGCUGUCCUUCCCCAGCUGCCUCAAUGGAUCGAAGGCCUCUUAUCGCAAAGCUCUUCCAAAGACGAAAUGGCCAUGUUCCUUCGUCUUUUGGAUCAAGUCGUGUACGGCUUUAAGACUGAGAUAUACGAUGUCCUGAACCUCCUACUAACUCCAUUACUCCAACGAGUCUUUGGCGGGUUGUCCGAACCCAUGGAUGGUACCGACGAUGAGAUACAGCUUGCAGAACUGCGCCGUGAAUAUUUAAGCUUCAUUGGGGUAAUUCUCAACAACGACCUUGGUGGUGUACUCGUAUCCGAGGCAAAUCAGGUAUUCUUUGACUCCUUGAUCACAUCCAUCCUAAACAUGGCUACGGAUAUCAGUUCUGGUAACCUACCAGCGAGCCGUCUUGCUUUUGGGAUUUUAUCAAAAAUGGCUGGAGUUUGGGGAGGCCCAGACGUUGCGAACAUAGCAGCCAACCCUUCUGCCCCGACCGGGUCUCCGUCCCCCGCCAUUCCGGGUUUCGAUCAGUUCCUCCUUGACAGGUUUCACUCGGUCUGCUGGGAGGUUAUGAGAGAUCCGCAGUUCAGACCGUCACAGGACGCUCAAAGCAAGCAAGUCCUCAAUGAGAUUGCAGGACUUGAGCAAGCAGUCUACGUCAAGACCGGCGAACUCUUUAUCCAGCAUUUGCAAAACUCCUUGUUUCCAGGGUUGGGCAUUGAUGGGAACGACUUCCUCCGGCCGAUGACCACCUCAACAGAUCGACGGGCGUUCUCUAAAUAUUUGCAGGAUCUACAGAAGACAUUCAGGUGA